UCUAUGUAAUUUCUAAUCACUACUUACUGACCACUACAUAAUUGUUUUUUUCUCAUAAUUCGUCGGUUUGCUUAUUACCUAUUCGUAUCCAUUUUGUCGGGCGGUUAUUUGUUUGAAACUUGAGAUAAUAUUUCCUGCACUUACAUACAUACACAUAUAUACAUACGUACGUACGUGCUACGUCAAAUCGUACUUACUUACAUACGCACAUACAUAUCGAUAUCUCGCAUUCGGAAGAUCUCGCCCGCAAGCAGAAGCGGAUCGAUGGAUCCCCAGCGACGAUCCCGCCCGCCGGCCUCGCCGGCCCCGGGGCAUUCCUGGCAGCGUGCCAAAAUCCUCCUGCAGUGCGCCUCGCUCGCGUGCUGCGCCAUUCUGCUUGGGAUCAGCGGCGCGCGGACCUGGGACCACGGCAACGGCGUCGGCAUCCUCACGAUCCCCAUCGCGGUCGUCACGGCCGCUUGGACGCUUGCGGAGCUGUUGACUUUGUUCGUGAGGCGGAAGAGCGCGCCGGGGCGCGGCAUACACCCCGGCGCGCAUGUCGCUGCGCAGCUCGUUAUCUUCCUGGCUUUGAUACUGGCGCUUUUCUAUAGCUGCGUCUUGUGGAGGAGUGUUCAGCGCAGUGUUGAGCCGUGUAAUGAGUGGGAGCGCGACUCGAGUGAUCCGGAUUGGGCUGUGAGGAAUGAUGUUGAUGCUUGGACUGAUGAUGGUGGGAGGAGGGUUGAGACGACGGAGUUUUUCUGCCCUGAGAGCUAUAAGCAGCUUAUCAACGAUGCGUCGUAUCGCUCGGAGGUGCAGACUCUGAUUGCGUUCUCUGUUAUGUUAUGGGCUAUACAUUUCACGCUUUUCGUGCGUGCGUGCGUCGAGACCCAGCGGAGGAAUUCGGACGAUUCUGUGGUGACAGUAUAUCCGCAGCAACUACCAGGAUGGCCAGGGCCAUACGGAGAAAGGGUAGCACAGAGCCGUCAUCGGGAGGGAUCAAGGGCGACACAAAUGAAGGAGACGAAUUACAGAUGAAACCGACUCUCAUAUUCUUGCCGAUUUGAAUAUACCCUUUAAUAUUUCAUCCGCGUGGAUGCAAUAUGCGGCCAUACGAAUAUUACCGAGAGUCCCCUUUACACGGUCUAUCCUACCACCAAGGCCAUCGAUAGG
This is a messenger RNA of Annulohypoxylon maeteangense, 1149 nucleotides long. RefSeq lists its product as uncharacterized. The transcript is spliced from 2 exons. Bases 265 to 1014 code for a protein of 249 amino acids. The record is from RefSeq and is a predicted model, not a curated record. NCBI's taxonomy places the organism in Eukaryota, Fungi, Ascomycota, Sordariomycetes, Xylariales, Hypoxylaceae.